This is a messenger RNA of Lutzomyia longipalpis, 12151 nucleotides long. Its product is annotated as protein O-mannosyl-transferase Tmtc3-like. Gene Ontology annotation, cellular component: endoplasmic reticulum. Lineage: Eukaryota; Metazoa; Arthropoda; Insecta; Diptera; Psychodidae. Gene Ontology annotation, molecular function: mannosyltransferase activity; protein binding. Gene Ontology annotation, biological process: protein O-linked glycosylation via mannose. Bases 1167 to 2945 code for a protein of 592 amino acids. The record is from RefSeq and is a predicted model, not a curated record. The transcript has 9 exons.
UUUACAACAAAUUCAGAAACAUAUUCACAGAAAACACAACAAACAUUUCAACUUUGAGGGGAAUUUGAUUAGAUUGUGUGUAAGUUGAGGCAUUUUCAUUGGGAACACAAAGUGGAAAUUCCAAAUCACUUCUACCCCCCUCUUGGUACCCAUUAUAUUAUAGUUUCAAUCUUCAUCCCUCUUAGAACGGAUGACUCCUUAGCAAUUGAGAAGUCAGCAAUGUGCACGAGCUGUGUCCUUCUACAAACUUGUCUUCAUGCGUUGGGGGAUGUGAUGGUCCAUCUACAAAUUGAAUAGAUAUAAUUUGGUCCCUUUGGUCAUCUCUUACUUUUCCUCUAUAUAUACAUACAUAUAUAUAGUGGGUUAAAAUAUACAUAUGGGGAGACAAUUGGUGCUGAGAGACAGAAGUUGUGUGAAAUUGGAGCAGUUUUGUGGUGAAAUAGGACAUGGGUUAUAUCGGAUGUGUAACAGUGGACUGUAAUUGCUAAAAUCGAUCCUGUGCUCUGUGUAUAGCCCAGUAGACUAAGAGGAGGAUUGUCGUCUCUCUGGCGGGUUUUUGGCGUCAACGCACUUCUUAUUGCUCGACAAUUUACAUGUAAUUGGGAAUUCUAUCGACUUGCCACACCAGACUAACAAGUGCACCUGGGCAAAAACAGAAUACACACAAGAGAGGAACAUCAAACCCUGCAUCGAUAAAUUAUCUCACGACACGACACAGGGACAAAGUGAAUAAUCUCGAUGCAGUGUUUAAAGUGAACAAGUUUAAAGUGGGAACAAGAUAUCCACCACAAGGAGAUACGAAAUUGCCUUUUUGCUCUACCCUCCCCGAAAUUUGUGGCAAAUUAGACUUGUGUGUUGGUUGGGCUUUGAGACGUGGUUUGAGAUUGUCGACACGAAGAAGAUCUCUCGCUCUCACUACUCAAGGCAUUAAUAAAUAAAACCCUGUGGCACAGACACCGGGUGCACAGAGAAGGAGGAAAAAAAAGAAGAGGGACUCAAGACGCGAAUCUGAAAGGUUAAAGAGCAUACCAUGUAGAUGGGGUAUUGUAUUGCACUUCUUGCCGAGACUUGUGAAAUCAGCGCGCCGUAAAUUCAAUUAGGUGUAGAGACAUUUUAAGUGUUUUCUCUGCAAACGGAAAUAUAUACAGCAGAACAAGAACCCCAAGAUGCCCGUCACAAUGUCCCCACAGCACUUCUUCGGGUUCAUUAUUGCCAUCACGUGUAUCGUGUGCUACCACAAUAGUUUAAACUGUGGUUUUGUAUUUGAUGACAUUAGUGCUAUUAAGGAGAAUAAGGAUCUGCGUCCCCAUACACCAUGGAAGAACAUCUUCUUCAAUGACUUCUGGGGAACGCCAAUGCAAAAGGAGCAGAGCCAUAAAUCGUAUCGACCACUCUGUGUCUUGACUUUUCGAUGGAAUUAUUCAUUUCACGGCCUCGAACCGGCUGGGUAUCAUUUGGUGAACUUACUGCUGCACACCCUGGUCUCACUAAUGUAUUUCAGGAUGUGCACGAUGUUCCUGCCAGAAUUGAUGAGUUUCGCUGCUGCAAUGCUCUUUGCUGUACAUCCAGUUCACACCGAAGCUGUCACAGGUGUUGUUGGCAGAGCCGAAACUCUAUCAUCAGUCUUCUUUCUAGCUGCAUUUCUCAGCUAUGCGAAGGCGACAGAAUUGAAGAAAUCCACUGGUUGGAAGCACUUGUUCCUUUCCAGUAUCUUCGUUGGAACGGCAAUGCUGUGUAAGGAGCAGGGGAUCACUGUAACUGGUGUCUGCGCAAUUUAUGAAAUUUUUGUAGCACAAAAGAUACGCCUCAGUGAUUUACAGCAACUGUGCCGAGCAAUUUUGGGUGGAAAAAGUGUUUCCCUGCCAUCUGGAUCGUGGCCCAAUGAGGCAUCCAAGCGUCUGGCUGUGCUGUGCCUAAGCACAAUUGGUCUUCUAUUUGUCCGUCUACAAAUAAUGGGAUCUCAAUUGCCCGUUUUUACCAGUUCUUUUGUAUUUUCCCUCCAAAAACAGUUGGGCGUUGUAUUCCUGGAACAGGGAAAAGCGUCACAGGCUCUGGCGUAUUUAGAUAAAGCCCUCGAAUUCGAUCCGGAGCACGAGCAAGCACUACUUAAUUCAGCCAUUCUACUGCAGGAGUUGGGACGUGUCGAACUACGGAAGAUUGCACGUGAACGACUCUUGAAACUUUUAGCAAUUGAUGAUAAAAAUGAUCGUGUCUUCUUCAAUUUGGGCAUGUUGGCAAUGGACGAUAGGAAUAUUGAGGAGGCGGAAAAUUGGUUUAGACGAGCUGUUCAUCUCAAGCAUGACUUUCGGAGUGCUCUGUUCAAUUUAGCCCUCCUCCUGGCAGAUGAUCACCGGCCCCUUGAGGCAGCACCCUUCCUCAAUCAACUCGUUAAAUACCAUCCAGACCAUAUCAAAGGAUUAAUCCUCCUCGGUGAUAUCUACAUCAACAACAUCAAGGAUCUGGACGCUGCAGAAAAUUGCUACAAGCAAAUUCUGCAACUUGAUCCCGUGAACAUCCAGGGUCUUCACAAUCUCUGUGUUGUUUAUGUUGAACGAGGGAAAUUGCUUCAAGCCCAAGCAUGCUUAAAGCACGCGCAUCGACUAGCUCCAACUGAGGAUUACAUCCUGCGCCACCUUCAGAUCAUUCAAUCACGCGUGAUGCGUCUCAAGCAGACACCAGGCGCCGACAAGGAGCGUGAGCUGGCUUUUAGUGGCUUUGAUCCCCGAGAAUUCGGUGGUGAUGUGAAGGUGGUAGACGAUGAAGAGUUACCGAGUGAUGUGACCAACAAUGUACUUGGCAUGGAGGCAACAAUGGGCCAGAGUCUGGGCGGUAUUGGGCGGAACAAGGUGGUUCUCAUCGACAAGGAUCUCAUAAGUGAGUCAAAGACAAAAGCCAAACCCCUUGUUAGUAAUACCAAGUAUAAAACUGUCAACAGCAAGGGUUGAUUGCACUCUUGGCACCUCCUUCACAUCACUCCAAGUGACUGUGGCCGGAGGGGAGCUUUCAAUCAGAGCUGUGGAUUUUUUUCUAACUUCUAAGUCGAAGAGAUUUUAGUAGCAAAAAAAAAAGCAACACGAAGAUGUAUUUUUGUUGCGCUAAAACUCAAAAGUCGAUGAAAUGGUGAUUUUUUUGCAUUUGAUAUAUAAAUAAGAAUUUGUACAAGAUGUCGCGAGAUAUUUUAAUAUUUAAAAAAAAGUAUAUAGGGCUUUUAUCAAAUGGACAUAGAUAAAGAAGAAAAUUCAGUGAAGGCAAAUGAAGUUUUCAAGGAAAGUUUUUCCCCCUACAAACCAUUAUAUGACCACUUAAUAACAUGAGUAUCAAUUUCAACGUAUUUUUCCAUAAAAUGUGUGAUUGGGAGUUGUAGAAGGGAUGGGACAAGCUAUACCAUUGACACAUGCAUUACAUUUUCUUAAGUAGAAAGUUUCCAAAUGAGAAAUUUAUCCUAAUUUAGACACAAUUUCUUCAAACUUUUAAUUAUCCUUUGAAAGUUACUAUUUUUUUUAAUUUGUACCAAAAUUUACUUUUUAUUGCGUAAAUUAAUCUAUUUAUUACGCCUUAUCGUCUUGAAUUUUCCUUAAAACGUUCAAUUAAAGUCAAGAAAUGCAAUUCCCAUCCCUGGAUAGAAAGAAAAUGUCGUAUAGAAAGUAAACACCGAAGCAGGACAAUGACAAUCCGCUCUAUAUUAGUUGGUGUUCCACUUCGUGGCCAACACCAAGUAUUGUAAUCGUCGGAUUUUCCGACCACCUCAGAUCGGGCUCAAACUUGGUAUGAGCACGUUUCAGACAACCUACAUUCCAAAACUGGUGGUGGAAAAUUUUUGAUCCGGCCGGCCGGCCGGCCUGCCGGUGGUCCAUACUUUGUCUUAUAACUCGAGAAUGGUAGAAGAUAGAGACUUCCGGUUUGAAGUUUUCUAUAGAAAUGUGGGUGUAAAAUUUCAUUUUUUCGCAUUUUCAAAAUCCAAGAUGGCCGCCGUCCGCCAUUUUGAACUACCAUCAACCACUUCCCUUACAGCUAGAGGUCUGAAAUUUUAGUAUGUUGUAGAGCUCAGUGAGACAUUUUUAUCGAUAAUUCAUACUUGAAAAUCGGUCAAGCGGUUUAGCAAAUAUGGCGGCCUAAAGUAAAAAGUGUUUUUUCGAUAUAACUCGAGAACGGAUUGACCGAUUUUGACCAUCUUGGUAUCAAAUGAAAGGUUUCAAGAAGCCCUACAACUGUCUAGAACAUUUCAAGUUCCAAAAACAUCCGCAAGAGGCGCUAAAAUCAAAAACAAAAAUUGCCUAACUUUAAGGGGCAAUAUCUCCGAAUCCCCAUUAGGCAAAUCUUUUAAAUUUUGAUAUGUUGUAGCAAGACUAAUAAUCUUGUACCAGUCCAAAAAUGAAGAAAAUCUAUGUCGCCGUUUAGAAGAUAUAGCCAUUUGAAAAAUUCUUGAAUUUGAAAAGUUCUAAUAGCCAUAUCUCUUGAACGGCUUGUCCGAUUUUUCUGAACUUGGUAUCAAAUUAAAGGUUUUGCAAUUCCCUACAACUUUCUAGAACAUUAGAACCCUGUAAAACCAUUCUUUUAGGGCAAAAAAUGCCAAAAACUGUUUCAGUAAAACAAAUAGCCGCCAUUUUGUGUUCUAGAGGUCACCUUGAAAUGUAUCGAAAUAUAUGUCAGAUUAUAGUUUAUUUCAAGACCUUUCCAAAACUGGUCAAUAAAUUUCUGUAGGUCUUAUAGAACCAGAGAUAUGACCAUUUUUAUCCAUCAAAUUGCUGAAUUUCACAAAAAAAAUCAACUUUGCCUGCUAAUUCUGCUCACAAAUCGCACUACAACGCAUAAACAAACUUCUACACGUUGUGGGACACCAACUCUUAUAACUGGACGCGUUAUGAUUGACUUUAGCACAGGUAUGAAAUAAAUAAACGAUGGACGCUAAUAAACAUCAAUUUUCUACACUAUUUUCAUCCCCACCCACACCUCACGCAAAUGUGAAAUUAUCAAAUUACCAGUAAUUGAAAGUUGGAAAAAAAACUUUCAUUUUGAUAUGAUAAAAAUGAAUUUAUAUUCCCUUGAAAUGUGCAUGUUGGGUAAUUUAUUUCCAUUAACACUACGUUUUUUUUUUGUGCAAAAAAUACUCCUCAAAUGCAACUGUUUGUGAGACAAUUAUAUCAAUUUCACUGAUAUAAUAUAAUUAUUUUUUUGCUAUUCAAAUGACCAGCAAAAAACAAUUAAAAAUAAAUAAAAAGUUAAAAAUUGAAAAUAUUCCCUAUGAGCGGGAGUAGCUUACACAAAGCCAUCAAAAAAUAUUACGGCAAUAUCAAUUCCAUGAAGGGAGAGCUAUCUUUUUUUAAAGCUACAGUUUCAUAUGGCAAAAGAAAAGCCAUCGAUAUGAAUAAAAUUUUGAGUAUAUCGACCUUUUAUGGUUCACUUUUUACGGGAAAUCGAUAUCAUUAGAGGGAGGAGGCUUAAAUUACCACGAGGAAAAUCCACACACACACAUUUCCCCCAGCGCCACAUUAAUCCUCCUUGUGAAACUCAAUGGUGAAAAGUGGAUUAUAUUUUUUACACCAGAUACAAAUUUAAAUUUUUUAGCUGGAGUUUGAAGGCUUCAUUGAUUGUAUCGGAUUAUGCUCCGUAUAUAAUGAUGAAAAAUGUAAAAAAAAAAAUCUAAAAAACAACUGAAAAGACACCGACGAAUUCAAAACAGAGAAAAUUGUGAAAACUCGUGAUCCCAUUCGGUGGGAAAAUUUACACAUUAACUUCAAUACAGUUGCACAAAAAGGUGCGAAAAGAAAAAAAAAGGCAGAGAUAAAAAGAAGAUAUUAAGACUGUUUUCUCAAGCGAGAAAAGAAAAAAAUAAACUAAAAUAUAUUUUAAUAGUGAAAAAAAUGUAGGUAUUAAGGUGUAGGAAAUUAAUGUAGAAUGAAUUUUGAGCAUAAAACUGUAAUAUCUGUAUAGCUACAUGUUAAAUAUUCAUACAGAUAUUUUUUAAUGAGAAAAAAAUCCCUUAAUAGAAGUUAGAUUAGAUAAAAUAUUCAAUGUUCAUUUGUCAUGUUGUAAGUUAUGUGUAGAAAAACCCAAAUGACCUGAUGAAAAAAAAAUUCUUUGACAAUGGACAUAGUAUUUGGACACAAAAUUACUUUUUCCACACCACUGAGAGAAGUGAUAAUGUGCUGUUGAUGUAAAUGAUAAAAUCUCGAUUAUUUAUUUAUUAAUUUCUAUUUAAACUAAUACCCUGACUAAUACCUAAUCUUUAGUUCCUUGUAAGUGCAAAUAUUUCUUUUUUCUAUCUUUUAGCUGUGUUUUGUGAUGCCUUUUCUUGCUGCAAUUACUAUAUACAUUAUAUCUAUUUUUUAUUUGGCUGUGCAUAAACAUAAUUUUUUCCCUUUAAAAUUAAUAUUAUUUUUUAAUAUUUAUGAGGUCAUUUUACUAAAUACUAAAAAACUAAUUUAUAUCUUCUAUUUAUUCUGUGGAGUAAAUUGAAAAUUAAGAAUUUUUAAUUACAGUUCAAUUUCAUCAAACAAACCAAUUUUUUUUAAAUAUUUCGUUUAAUACUCUUUUUUUAACAUUAAAUGAAAUAUCAAUUUCCCAGAAAUAUUUUAUUAUUUUUUUUUUUACCAUGACAUCAGUAUCUCAGCAUAUACACCUAACUCUCUUGUAUAUAAAAAAAACUUUAUGUUUUUUAUCAAGCUGUUUUAAAGGAAAAAUUUCCAUGAAUUUCUGCAACAGCGGCAUAUGUGAGCCAUAUAAUUUUGAGAGUUUUUUUUGUGUGCUCCAAUAUAGUUUUUGAGAGUUUUUAGGUAUAAAGCAGAGACAAUAUUGAGUGGGGAAUGCUUUUAAAUACUCAAUUAUUCAUAAAGCUUGCAGAGAAAGCUCAUCCCGAAUUCUUCAUGAGCUUUUGCCCACCUCCAUUCUAUAAUCCAUUUUCUAAAUUGUUUGAGAGAGUGUGUGUUCUACUUUUUUUUGCAAAAAUAAAUUAUAUACCUACUGCACACCCGGUUCAAUCGAAUCAAUUUGCAUAAACACCUAGGCUUCAGGGAGGAUGGGAUGCAUUUUUACCAGCCAGUUGCUGUAUACAUACCUAUACGUAUAUAUUAGAUUGGUAAAUUGCUCCGGGGGAAAUUGAUGAAAAAAAAGCAGAAUGAGUGUAGGAGGAAAGUGUAGCCAUUGGACCAUGAUAAACGUCGAGUAAAUAUUUAUAAGCUUUGAAAAAUCAUUAUUUCUCACUAUAGCACCCUCGGGGUGUCUGCAACAUCACAUCAAGCACCUCCCGUAUAGAAAGCUCACAUGGUGGGAGAAUUUGUGCCAACCACCCAAUUUAUAUCAUUAAUUUCGAAAGUUUUUGAUAAAAUAUACAUCAACGUGGUGCUCUGGCUCAUACCUCUCUAUUUUGUGAUGUGAAAAAAUUCUACAGAGUGGUUGAGAUUUUUACAGAAAACAGUGGGGAGUCUGAUGUGUACCUACCUAUUUUAUCGAUGAGAUAUAUAUUUUUUGUUUUACUCAUAUCUGCGUCAACAUCUAUUCUAAUCUUUGCAUAGAAAACGAAUAAUUUAAUUAACUGAUUAAAUUUUUCUAAAAGCUUUUAGAGCUUUAUUCUUUAAAAAAAAGUUAUUUUUUCAAUCAGUACUGAUCAUGAUGAUUCUGUUUUAGUACUGCGAUGCUGAUCCAUGUCAGGUUUACAUCUUCCAACAAUACGUUGAGAUCCUCUAAAAAUCAUUACAAAGUAAAAAAAAAUUCAAAUGGCUCACCCUGUAACCUUCAGAUAAUUGUGCUUAUGAUUGUUUCUCAGGUUUGCCUCUUUUUCACUUUUUCCCCCACUAAAUAUCCGCCGAUGGCAAAAGAAUUUUCGCCAUAAUUUCUCCCUACACGUUGUGCCAGAAGAACGAAAAAGUCCUCCUUUACCACGGCCACCCGGGAGAGAAAAAGCUUUUCCUUCAUUCUCUCGGUCAUUGUGCACAAUGGGGUGGAGUAGGCGCAAUAAUUAACAGAUUUCUCGUCCCUCCCGUAAACUCAACACUAUAUAUUUAAUGUAGUGGCGGGAAAAAUUGUGGCUGAAGCUCCAUGUGAUUAAUUAAAGUAUUAACACAACUAUAUUAAUGCCUAUUUCAUCAGCAGCACACAGUAUGGUGAGCUGAUGUGGUGCAAAAAAAAAAAAAGAGUGUGGAAAACUUUUGAGACUUGGCGGAGCUUUAAGCCGCCAGCUAUAGAGGAUUGUAAAGUUCUCCUCUCCUUCUACUUUACCCGCAUUGUAUGGUUUUUAUUUAUUGCAUGAAUUAUGGCAUCAGGUGUUGGCUACUGGCUCAAUUUUUUCUCAUCUCUCUUACCAUAUACCCAACUUCCAUGGUGCUGUAGCACAUUUCCUCAGGGGCCCGUCCCACUUUUCACCCAUAAUCGGAAAUUUCAACUCGCGCGGAUAAUUGAUUUCCGUACCAUAUUGAUAUUCAUCUACCAUCAGUGAAACAAUUAAGGAGAAUUAUGGGUGUGUAGCGGUGAGAGACGACGUAUUGAUUGGUGCGGUGUGGGUGAAAGUAAAAGCUAAUGUAGUUUUUGGGGGAAAGAGAAAACUGACUAUACAACUCAAAUAUUUCCCGCCAAUUAAUAAACACCACCACCAGCGGAAAAAUUACUUUGGACGCCAAAACCUUAUCCCUCCAAAAAUUACAACAAUCAAUAUCAAGUUAUAAUUAGAGUUCGUCUUGUUGAAUUUCAUGGAAGGGGAACUUGUUCACUUAAUUAAACGAAAUUAUCCAAAAGUAUGUAGUACAUAGAACUGGGCCACCUUUACCCAUUUCAAAGAAAAACUUAAUUUUCUGAUGCAUAGAAAAGUUUACCAAUGAGUUUUUAAAAUUUAAAUAAUAUAUCUCUAGAAAAUCCAUAUUUGAGCCAUUCUUUUCUAUUUAAUUAAAUAGAUCCAUGCAACACUUGUCACCCUCAAAAAAACGUGCAGAUUUUUCUUUUCAUCGCAAUGCCUUUUUAUCGUAAAUUCCUCCGAAAGCUCUCUCAGACAUAUUUCACACUAAAUUGUCCACCAUCCAUUAAUGCAUUCCAUUCAGUGCUUUCAAAUAAAUAAAGCAUCCCAAAGUGUUAAUAAAUUCUGUUUUUUUUUUUUUUUUUCAAAAGAUUCUCUCACGUUCGAAGUUCAUUUCCCUGUGAACAGCAUAUUUUCCCAACUAUGAGCAGCUGAAGUUUGCAAAAAUGUCUCAACAAUUUUGCACAGGAUGUCACUUUUAAUGUCACCACUGCGCUAUUUACCCAUAUAAUUUAUAUUCUACCCUCCAAAACUGUAUGUUUUCAUCGCGUUCCACUCGUAGUGGAGUAAAUUUUCCCUCUUGCACGUCUAUAUGCAGCGAAAAAAAAAUACAGUGGAGUGUCUAAGCAUUUGUCAGCAAUUCUUUAUAUCCUUCCAAAAGUUCACUGCAGUGAUGCGAAUUGCGCCAAAACCACCUCAUGCAAUGCAAUUUUGCGGAGGCUGUCGUUUGUACCCUUAUCUGUAUUUACGCAUUUAUGUAUACCAAGAACCUUCAGCUGUCUAUCAGCACCAUUUCUAUUUUGCAAUGAAAAUUGUCAUGACAUGGCAACCCACUUAAUCCAGACAUUUCUCUAUUGUACUUGAGUGCUUCUCACAAGUAUUGGAAUGGAACUAAGACAGGUGUGAAAUGGGACUAUUUUGUGACUUAAAACAUGAUUUUCCAUAUAUAGAGCACUAACUUGUACAUAUAAGAAGAUGCUCUUCGGGGAAUAAAAUCUUUCCUAUCAAAGGUUUAGGAUGUGCGAGGAGGGAGAGCAUGAAAGGAACGUUAGGACUCUCACAGGGUAGUGAGAUAAUUCAGACGUGAAACAAGUACUUAUUCUCCACUUAGAAAAUCAUUAUCGUGUUGCUCUCAUCCCCCAUUUCCAAGGCCACAAAAUGCGCUGAAACUCAACUUUCAUGAAUGGCUUUAAAGGAGAGUGACUUUGAAGACUUUGAAGCAUAUACUCAUCUGCUCAAAAUAGUAAAUCCUGUAUACUACAGAGAAGUGGCUAAAAUAGUAAAUCAUUAUUUUUUAUUCUUAAAUAAACUUUCAGUUAAUACGAUAAAAUAUAUUCAAAUUUUUUAUUUCGAAAGUUUGUCUGAUGUGUACUAAUUGCAACUAGACGCUAGAUGCGCUAGACAUGAGGAUUUAAAAAAAUGAUUAAAGUUUUUUUUAAAAAUGAAAAGAAGUUCAGAAAAAUCACCAAAAAUCAAAUAUUUUCCGCUCAGUUUUCAAUGAAAUAUCUAAAUUCAAAUUAUUUAAAAUUUUGCACAAUUGUUAUCCCCUUUGGUUGAAGCAUCUCGACGACGUAUCAUUUUGUGUGGUUGGACCACAAAUUACAGCAUGAAUCUGUAGGUAUGUUGGUUGAAGGAGACAAUUAAAUCACACAAUCGCUAUAUACAACAGGGUGUAAUUCGCGUACUUAUACACAUCGCCCUCUCAUUGGCAAUAAAUGAGACAACACACUCUCUCUCUCAUUCGCUAAAUGGAAAAUAAUUAAAAUCCUCCACGAGCACAGAAUUUACAAUGCUUGCUCUAAAGUGCUUUUUGGUAUUUAAAUGAUACUUACUCAUAAUACAUCGUCUAACAAUGAAUACAUUUUAAUCACGAAAUAAACUUCAAUCUGCUAUUUCCUCUAAUUAGAUACCUUUUAUAAUACAAUCAUAUUACAUCCCCAUACCAAAAUAAAUUUCCAAUUCUUAAUACCCACAAUUUUCUCCUUCCCUUUUUCCUCCUCUAUUUCUAAUCGCCUUCAUGUUCCAAGUAAAUGUUAUAUAAUAUCUGUGAGUUUUAUAGACUUUUAAAAAAUCCUUAAAAGCGCACUCAAAAAUUAUUUGAAUGCAUCUACCUGCAAAAAAAUGUAUUAAUGAAAAGAUCUAUGUCUAAAAAUUUGUAAAUUUCCAUUUUGAAUAUUAAAAAUAUAAUUUUUUUACAUGAAUUCAGUGUAUAAAUCAAUUAUACUUGAGCGUCUACCAUAUUUUGGCCAAAUUGACGUUGCGAUAAACAAUUUUUAUACAUGAUUAAAAAAGAAGAAAAGAUAAAAAUAUUCAAUUAAAUUUCUAAACUAAAAGAAAAGAAUAAAAUAAAACUGAAAUUAAACUAAAUGGUUAAUAAACUUUAAAGAAAACUGAUUAAAUUAGCAAAAAAAAUUAAAAAAAGAAAUUAAUAUAAGAUUAUAAAUAUUCGUGUGUUGAUGAUGAAAAAUUAAGGUCUAUAUAUUAAUUUUAUUUAUACUAUGAAAAAAAUAAAAAAAAACUCAAAAAAAAUUGUUAGUAACUGUUGUACUAAGUCUUAUGAUCGCUAAAUGUUUUAAAGUUUUCUAUGAAGAAAAAGUAGAAAAUCUUUACGGAAUAAAAUGCUUAAAAAAGAUCGAAACAAAAUCUCAUAAAAGAAUCGCAUAAACUCCACUCCCACAAUCCAUUUGUACUCAUCAUGUCAGAAGAAAAAAAAACCCUUAAAUGUUAAAGUGUAUCAUAAAUAAGUUUGAAUAGCAUACAUAUACAUAUGCUACAGAUAUUGCAUCUCAAAUCACACAAAAAAAUCACGCAUUUACAUUAUACAUUAUACAUUAUAGCUGAUCUGAAAAUGAAAGAAAAAAGAAGUGAAAGCGAAAGAAAUCAAUUAGUUUAAAAAACCCAAUUCUAUAUAGAAAAAAAAGAAGAAAAAAUAUAUUGUGAUUAACAAUUAGGCAAGAAUAAUUCGAGAAAUUUUCGUGGUAGUUACGAAUGAAAAAAAAAAAUGAUUGCGUUUAGAUGCUUUGGAGCCUUCCGUGGACACCAUUUCUAAAUCCAAAUGUUAGAUGUGAAAAAAAACGUAGAUUUUUCCCCUCAUGGUGUCCAGAAAAAAUCCAAAAUAUCUUCACAUCACGGUGAAACCAAGAGAAAAGAAAAUUUAAGGUGUACAUAUUUAUGUGCCUUGUACAAAGUAAAUAGAGAUGAGAAAAGUAAAAUUAAAUGAUAGUAAAUGUGCAUAUUAGAUGGCACACCGUAUGAGUUUAUAUGAUGGAGAGAUAAGAAAACAAAAAUAAAAUAUUUUAUAACGAUUAUGAAACAUAUUUUUCUAUGUUCAAAUUAUAAAAUGAGAAAAAAAUGAUAAAUUGAUGAAGAUCGACAAAAAUAUUAUAUAUACUCUGAUGAUGAAAUAAAAUACAUAGAAAAAAUGAAAAA